CGCUGCGUGGCCUUUGUGUCCAAAUGACAAAGACUGAAAACCAUUGUGUUACAAUCAGAACUCUUGCGCCCUUAAUAAGUUCAAUUAACGCGAUGGAGGUGGACAAAUAUAUCUUGACCGAGGCGCUCUCUGCUAUUCUGGGAGUCACGGUGAAAUUGCAGUCAGAUUGUAAGGAUUUCGAUAAAGUCACUCAACUGCAAAUUACCAGUCUGACAACUCUUGCCCUUCUUGACAAAGAAGUGCAAAAUGUGACUUGUCUAACGUCUUUACUAAAGCGAUUGUCAGUUGAUCAGAAGAAUUCACAAGAGACCCAGAAAAGCGACAUUGUGAGCUCUUCUCUCCGAAAGGAAUUAUUUGUGAUCUCUGAUGACUUUUUUGAUCCAGUGUUUGACUUUGACUUCACGAACAUGUCCGAGUCAAAGUCUGAUGAGUGCACACGCGGGGACGAGCCGUACAAGCGGCCCUACGGCUGGAUGCGCUUUGCUCUGAAGGUCCGGGACAAAUAUCCGGACGGGAACGCUUGGCUGGGAACAUACGGAUGGAGGAGCCGUUCAGUGCCCGUCCUGUCAGAGGGAGACACGAUGGGAUGCACUUCUAGCACUCAGACCACAGCUCAAGACACAACACGACCCAACACCAAACAAGAUGGAAGCACAUCAGGAACAAGUAAUGAAAACGGUGGUCCUGCAGCAGACAGUGAGACGAUUCCAGACCAAACUCAGGCUGAGGAAUCUCCACAGACAUCCAGUGCACCUCCUGAAGCCUCGGAGGAAAUACAGAGCUCUGAGGCUGCUGUAGCUCAUAGUGAACCAGAAGCAGCUGCUGCUGAGGCCGUUACAUCUGACCAGCCUGCUGAAGCCGAAUCCAGCCCCUCUACGACAGCUGAGAAUACAGACGAACCAGCACCAAGUGAAAACACAACUGAGGCCCAGGCCGAAUCUUCCCCACCAGAGGAAGCACCUGCCUCUGGUGAAAAUAGUUAAGUGUGCAUCAUUUGGCACAGUUACUACAGAUUCCAGACUCAACCACCUAUUUUCAAUAAAAUCAAGAUUUCAUAUGCAUAGUUUAAAAAUACAGUGAAACAUUAGCUUAUUUAUUAAAUAGAUAUUGCUUGUUCGUUGCCAAGAUAUAGACCAACUGGUCUUCAGAGACUCUGUGCCUGUCUUUAUAUACAAAGAUUACAAACAUCCCACUCCAGUUAUAGUUUAUUGAAUUAUUAUUGCUGGCUUUAGCUAGAUAUUUCCUUCAAUAUUUAAUACCGGUGCCUAUUUUAGUGGCUUUACCCCUCUAUAAAAAAUGCAUAAAGCCAAAGAGAAUAUGAAAAUUGUGGAAUGCUAUUUAUAUAAUUAUGUAAUAUUUUAACCAACUGAAAUAAAAUGUUACAUACAUUUUAAAUGACAAUGGACAUAAUAUUUUAAAAACAGGCCUUUUGGUUUUAUUUAUUGUAUGCUAAUGUUUUCCUGCAACAAACAUGAUAGAUUGAACUCAACAAAUGAAAGUAAUGUUUUUGUGUUGUGGUUUGAUUUAAUGUGAUAAUGACAAGUUUAAAAAAUAAAGCUGACUUGAUCUGGGUUUUGAA
This is a messenger RNA of Sinocyclocheilus grahami, 1579 nucleotides long. RefSeq lists its product as uncharacterized. The record is from RefSeq and is a predicted model, not a curated record. NCBI's taxonomy places the organism in Eukaryota, Metazoa, Chordata, Actinopteri, Cypriniformes, Cyprinidae. The coding region runs from base 24 to 983 and encodes 319 amino acids. The transcript has 5 exons.